ACACAUACAUUUAUGCAGCCACCGGUAAAUUCCAAUGCUGAAUUCUAAUAACUAAGCAUCGUCAACAGCCAAAACAGGUUUGAUGUGACGAUGCAAAUUUGGCAAUAAUCAGUUCUCAUGUAAUUACCGUCGCGAAAACAAGUUCCCCCCCGUGUGACAAGUGUUAGUGAACAAAACCUAAUAAUCUUGUAAUUUUACAAAAAAAACAGUGAACAUUUAAUCAACACUACAAAAAAACCAAGAACAUUGUUAAUAUUAAAAAGUGAAAAAUAAAUUGUGAAACUAUAUAACUUAUGUGCUAAAACUUAUAAACUAAUGAAUUAAAACUAUUUAAUUUAAAACUUAACAUCUAUUAAAAUAAAACUUUGUGAAUUAAAACCCAAAUAUAAAUUAUCCAUAAUAAUACUACUUAAACUAAAUUGCACUACCCCAAAAAUCUAAAUAAAAGACUGAACUAAAACUGAAACAAAAAAAUAUAUCUCUUAUAAUUUAAACAGGCAAAAAAGGUAAGCCUAAAAACAUUUGGUCCUCCAGAGCCGGAUCAAAAAGUGAAAGUUUUUUAAGUUAUUAAAAAAAAAAAAAAAAAAAAAAAAAAAAAAAAAAAGAACAAUUUGUGAGUGGACGGACAAACAAAAGAACAGUGAGAAAAAAGAAAGUGAAAUAGAAAAAAAUACAGUGGGGUUAAAAAAUAAGUGCAAAGUUAAAAAAGUGUUGAAAAAAAAAAAAAAAAAACUUUGGAAAAAAAUUGAAAAAAUUUACAAAAAAUAGACAGUACACAGUGCAACAAAAAGUUAAGUUACACAGUGCUACAAAAAAAAUAAAAUUUUUUAAAAUUUUAGAAAAAUUAAAUUUUUUCUUCAAUUUUAAAAAAUAUAAAAUCUAAAAAAUUAAUAAAAAGUUGAAAAAGUUUUUAUACAAUAAAAAGACAAUACACAGUUGAUACACAAGAGACAAUAUACCGUGACACAAAGAGCAACAAACCCGAAAAUUGUGGAAACAGCAGUAAAGGAGAAGCGGACGGACACACGCAGCACAACAACAACAACCAAGGUACAACAAAGGAGACCCAAAACCCAAGAUCAAAAUAUGGCCGCUUACUUGCCCAACCAGGACUGCCGUCUGGACGAUCGCAACCGUAGCCCAGACUCACCUGCCCGUCCAACAGCAAGAAGCGCCAAUCGACCCAUACGGCCAAUCCAUCGUCCCAGUUCCACAUCCCCUGAAAGACGUCAACGAAGCCGAUCCGACGCAAGACCCCGCCAACGUCAAGAAAGACCAAGUUACUGGCAGUAUUCAUGUGGGCUAUGCCAAGAUGACCAUGCCCUCAGUGCCUGUGAACGAUUCCGCAGACAGACGCCCUUCCAGCGGUAUGAGACCGUGGAGCGUCGGGGAUAUUGCCGCAAUUGCCUGGCGAGAAGUCAUUUGGCCCCCGACUGCCCGUCUUUAACUGGUUGCCGGAGAUGCAACGACCGGCACCAUACCUUACUGCACGGGGCGUCUCAGUUGGACGAGGUAUCCCUCAACAUCGAGGCCAUUACAACCCCAGCCUUCGCAUGGGAUUUGGUGUUUGUACCAACAGCGAUGGUACGCAUAACGGCCGAGGGCAUGGAGGGUUUUAGUAUGCUGCGAGCCAUUAUUAGCCAAUCUGCGACGAUGUCCAAGAUUUCAUAUGCCGCGUUCCGUCGCCUGGGUCUGCAGUCGCGAGAGUACAAAGGGGAGCGAUUCACCACCUUCACCGUUUCGCCCCGCCGCACAAACAGUACUUGGAGUCUGAAGGUAAAUGCAGUAAUUAUCGACGAUCUCCCCAGACGCAUUUACUCAGACCCAAUACUAGAAGACCCCACGAGAUGCUUUACAAAUUACGCCCUUGCUGACCCUGAUCCCCGAGGAAAUAGUCCAAUCGAUGUGGAACUGGGAGCGGACACGUACUCCGCCAUAAGGAAAGAUGGGUGUACAGCAGCUGGUAUUGGAGAUGUCCUGGCCUACAACACUCAACUGGGCUACGUGUUUGCUGGGCCAAUCAAGAACAUGCCGAGGAACUGAAGACCGAAGAUCCUUAUGUGAACAUUUAAUCAACACUACAAAAAAACCAAGAACAUUGUUAAUAUUAAAAAGUGAAAAAUAAAUUGUGAAACUAUAUAACUUAUGUGCUAAAACUUAUAAACUAAUGAAUUAAAACUAUUUAAUUUAAAACUUAACAUCUAUUAAAAUAAAACUUUGUGAAUUAAAACCCA
This is a messenger RNA of Musca domestica (house fly), 2234 nucleotides long. RefSeq lists its product as uncharacterized. Lineage: Eukaryota; Metazoa; Arthropoda; Insecta; Diptera; Muscidae. The record is from RefSeq and is a predicted model, not a curated record. The transcript has 3 exons. The coding region runs from base 1087 to 2043 and encodes 318 amino acids.